ACCCGGCGCACUUCAUCCAGCAUAUAUCAUUUUACUCUUUCUCCCUCUACAACUUCAACCACAUAGGAAUUGUAUCCUUGCCAUACUCACAACGCGCAGCUAUGGUUUUCGGCUUAUUCUCGCGCAAUAAAUCGAGUGUUGAUCUGACGAAGAAGACAACCCAAGAGGACACCACCGUCCAAUUACGGACCCCUUCUCCCUCUGUGUUGUCGGGAUCUUCGCCGCGUAAUGACCAGUCGCGAGGCCCUCCCGCUACCCCUUCUCCUGCCCCAGACCUUGCGGAUCCCGACGUCUUGCACGCUUUAAUUGAAUCUAUUCCUCCGAAGGCGUUGCAUGCAUACGUGCUUGCGCGCAUCAGCCACGCUUCCCCUCAACACGUUGGUCCUCUUGCGCAGUUUUUCUCGGCACUCGAGCCGCCCCCAACGUUGCACUGUGUCCGUUGCCACAAAGGCUAUUUUGAGGUCGAAAAUAAUGAUCGGAGUUGCUUGAUCGGGCACGACGACGAAAGCGCUGAGGUGGAGAGGGUUGGUGGCGGAUAUGAAACACUCUUCGGCUGUUGCGGGAAAACUGUCGAAGGGGAAGGCGAUAUGGGUCCUCCUGAUGGAUGGUGCUAUGAGGGCAUGCAUACCACGGACAACAAGCGUGCGCGCUUCCGUGCAGACUCAACCGUACACGAGGACAAACUAGUGUCCUGUACGCGGUUGCGGUGCCAUGAUCCUCGUCCGAGAAAACGUCUCCGCACUCGCGAUAACGAAGACUCAGACGAGGACAGCGACGACGACGGUGCAAGUCAUAGUAGCGUCCGCACAAGGCAAUCCAAGCGCGCAAAGAUUGGGACAGCCCUUUUUGAUGAUGAAGAUGUCGACAUGGAGCAGCCAUCUCCCAAGCCCAGCAGCUCGCGAGGCCGGACUUCGCGAGCGAAGUCCCCGCUGAAGAGCGCAUCGGGACGCUCGAAGCCAGCCAAGACCAAGUCAGCUCUCAGGACGCGAUCCGUCUCCCGUGCACGAUCUGAAGUGUCUAUUUCGAGUUCCCCCGCCAAGCGCAAGCCGGCCAGCAGUCGAUUUGUUGCCGGCCCGUCAUCUACGUUGGUCACCGAGGCCUCAUUCUCCUCGACAACAUCAGUGAUGGCUGUUGGAGGCAACUCGCAGGAACAAACUCAGACCAGCAGUCAACUCACGGAGGUGGUCGCUGUCAGUGCUCUGAAGAGCAAGAAGUCGGGGAUGCAGUCUAAGAAGACUGUCACUGUCGCCAAAGAAGUGAAGAGCACAUCGUCCACGGCAAAAAGAAAGCCAAGAACGAAGAAACUGGACGAGGUCGUCGAGUCCAGUAUCCCGGGCGAGACAGAAUGAGAGAGCUCCUCGACCACUGCGAAUGGACGCAGUUUCUUUUUCUUCUAUGUUAACCACUAGCUAUCUGCUAUCUAUCGGUCUAUCGUACUGUAUCAUCUAACGAGCAGCCAAGCCGCUGCUCUGCCACUCUCUUCCAAUUUCCCUCUCUUUGUGCAAUGCUCGAUCUGCUUGCUCGCCCUCGCAUUUGUACUUCGUAUUGCACUCGCACACCGUCCUUUACUUAUAUCCCAUGAAAUCUUGUCUAUAUUGUUGUCUCUGUAAUAGGUGUGACUGUCUUCAUUGUAUGAGACAUUGAAAUCGGCGGACUCAACAAUCAGAGAUGUUGUGACC
Messenger RNA from Mycena citricolor, 1679 nucleotides. The record is from the annotation of a GenBank genome assembly. NCBI's taxonomy places the organism in Eukaryota, Fungi, Basidiomycota, Agaricomycetes, Agaricales, Mycenaceae.